AUGACUAAUAACCUACGGUGCGAUAAGGUUAACAAACAUGGUCCCUAUGAUACUUCUAAACAUGGAACUAGGGAUAACCAUUAUGAGAAUUAUCACCCUACUUUUGUAGCUGGCUCAAAAAAGUAUAUGGAGGAUAACACGGCUGUAAUAAAGCAUGUGAAUAAACAGGCAUCUGUGCGAAACAGAGUUAGUUCUGUGGAUACAGAUGUACCACCAACCUUCUAUAGGAGAGUAUUGUCGUCCAGAAGGGAAACCUCAAUUGGUAGUGCAGACAUAUCAUCUAGUUUAAUGACGGAAUAUGCAGCUACAUCUAGAAAGGAUAGCAUACAAAACGAAAGGUACAAACCAAAUAGAUACUCCAGCGUCCACACCCUAGAGAAGAAUAGUAAUAUAAAAGUGCAUGUACACAAUGGUAUUAAGUGGGAGCUAACAGAUCGCUAUAAGUUUAUUGACAUGGUUGGAUCAGGCUCGUAUGGACAUGUUUGUAGAGCUUAUGAUCUACAAGAAAAUAAGUUCGUAGCUAUAAAACGGAUUCACAAGGUGUUUGAUGAUUUAAUUGAUUGCAAAAGAAUCUUACGCGAAAUUGCAAUUUUGAAUCGCUUGGAUCAUCCAAAUGUAGUUAGGAUAUUGGACAUCUUGGUACCAAGGAAUUUGGAAACAUUUGAUGUAUUAUACGUCGUUUUAGAAAUCGCAGCAUCGGAUAUAAAACAACUAGUUAGGUCACCCGCAUUCUUGAAUGAGAAUCACAUUCGCAUGUUGAUUUACAACUUGUUAUCAGGUGUACAUUAUCUUCAUUCUGUUGGUAUAUAUCACAGAGAUUUAAAGCCAGCGAAUUGUUUGGUUAAUAGGGAUUGUAGUAUAAAGAUUUGUGAUUUUGGCCUUGCAAGGACCACCACACUAUCCGAUGGUUAUCCAGAGGACCUUUCAAACACAGGCAGAUCAUUGUAUAGUAGCAACAGUAUUAUUAGUAAUACUACUAGAACAAUAUCAGAGAACACUUGUUACACAUCUCAAUCCGUUCCGGAUACAUUUAGGCAAUUUUAUAACGAAGAGAUGCCACAGAUUCAUAGAAUGAGAUUGAAUGCACAAAUGACAAGACAACUGACAGGUCAUGUGGUAACUAGAUGGUACAGGGCUCCUGAACUUAUUUUGCUACAGGAGAAUUAUACAUUUGCGAUUGAUGUUUGGUCUAUAGGUUGUAUAUUUGCAGAAUUAUUAAAUAUGAUGAAACAGAAUAUUAGCGAACCAUCGGACAGAUCUCCACUAUUUCCGGGGACAUCAUGCUUUCCAUUGUCUCCUGAUAAUAAAAAUUCUGGGAACAAGAACUCCAGGAAUACAGAUCAGUUGAACAUUAUCUUUAACGUAAUUGGGACACCUUCUGAGGAGGAUGUUGAUUCAAUAGAGAAACCAGAUGUUAGAAGAUAUGUUCGACUUUUUGGUGAGAGACCCUCGGUGAAUUUGUACGAGAGGUUUCAUGGUACAUCUGGCGAAGCAAUAGAUUUGCUCUCUAAAAUGUUGACGUUUAAUCCGAGCAAGAGGAUUACAGUGAAGGAAGCCCUUCAGCAUCCAUAUUUUAGUAACAUAACAAAGGGAAAAGAAAUUUCAGAGUAUUCAGAAAAGAUCAGACUUCCAUUCAAUGACUGGAUUAGCAUGUCAGAAUCACAACUUAGGUAUGCAUUCUUAAGAGAGAUACAAAGAUAUCACGAUGAUUUUAAGAUUCCCGUUAAAAUAAUCUAUCGCUCAUAA
This is a messenger RNA of Theileria equi strain WA, 1746 nucleotides long. Its product is annotated as mitogen-activated protein kinase 2, putative. NCBI's taxonomy places the organism in Eukaryota, Apicomplexa, Aconoidasida, Piroplasmida, Theileriidae. The coding region runs from base 1 to 1746 and encodes 581 amino acids. Gene Ontology annotation, molecular function: MAP kinase activity; ATP binding. Gene Ontology annotation, cellular component: cytoplasm; nucleus. The record is from RefSeq and is a predicted model, not a curated record. The transcript has a single exon. Gene Ontology annotation, biological process: intracellular signal transduction; protein phosphorylation.